This is a messenger RNA of Carassius carassius (crucian carp), 1470 nucleotides long. It is a transcript of the gene rnf141, whose product is annotated as ring finger protein 141. Lineage: Eukaryota; Metazoa; Chordata; Actinopteri; Cypriniformes; Cyprinidae. Bases 187 to 870 code for a protein of 227 amino acids. The record is from RefSeq and is a predicted model, not a curated record. Gene Ontology annotation, molecular function: ubiquitin-protein transferase activity. The transcript is spliced from 6 exons. Gene Ontology annotation, biological process: protein autoubiquitination.
UUUGUAAGUAUCAAGGUGGUUCAAUACACUUUACCACUGAGCGUGACAUCAUCAACCCGCGUCAAUGUUUUCUUGUUAUCAUCAUUCAUCUCGAAUAUUUGCCUGGAUAAAACACAUUUCAGCAGAGCCUCCAGCAGUGAAUGAGGUCUAGAGUUGUUUUGAAGAAGCCCUCCAUCUGGAGCCAAGAUGGGCCAGCAGCUUUCUGGCCAGGCAGUGACCAGACUCCCUGAGAAAGUGAUCAAACAUGUGGGUCUAGUGCGUGACAGUGGCUACCUCACCUAUGAUGAGUUCUUGGGUCGUGUGGCAGAGCUCAACGAUGUAACUGCUAAACUAGCCUCCGGCCAAAAGAAACAUCUUUUGUUUGAAGUUCAGCCAGGAUCUGAUGCAACCGCGUUAUGGAAGGUUGCUGUGAGAAUAGUGUGUACCAAGAUUAACAAGGAGGAUGGAAUGGUGGAGGCCUCGCGUAUUAUGAAUCUGUACCAGUUUAUCCAGCUCUACAAAGACAUCACCAGUCAGGCAGCUGAAGUAUUUUGUUCAGAGGCUGCAGCAGAGGGAUCCUCUGGACCGCUGUCAUCAGAAGACACCUGCCAGGUCAGCAUGUGGAUGGGCAGGGUGAAACAGUUGACUGAUGAGGAAGAAUGCUGUAUCUGCAUGGAUGGGAAAGCAGACCUUAUUCUGCCCUGUGCACACAACUUCUGUCAGAAGUGCAUUGACAAGUGGAGCGGUCAGAGCCGAAACUGCCCCCUCUGCCGGAUUCAGGUGACUGCCGCUAAUGAAUCAUGGGUCAUGUCAGAUGCUCCCACGGAGGAAGAUAUAGCUGGGUACAUUCUCAAUCUAGCAGAUGAAGCCGGGCACCCACACCGACCUUAAAAUGAAGCACUGAGCCACUGUCAUACUCCCUGUCUCCCCAGUACAGAUGACCUUCUUUAAACAGUUAUUUCAUUGUGUGACUGUGGGUAUUUGUUGCACUAUAUAGUGUCGCUCACUGAAAGCAAUACUGCUGAGUUUUUGAAUUUUUAAUAAACUAUUUUUAGGUUAACCAUAUUAUAACACCUGACCAAUCCAUAGACGUGACUGUGAACUGUAUGUAGAUAAAUGCUAGAUGAGAUGUAGCUGUAAAACUUAAUUUCCUCAUGCACUUGCCGUUUUAUCUUGUUUGUGAAGUAAUUGCACUUAAUUGCAUUUGUUCCGUAAAGGCCUUGUAAUACCUGAAUACCGUCACAGUAUCAGCAUGUGCAACAGUUUCAUAGUAUUGAUGCUGUAAUUCAGUCACACAUGAUUCAGUAACAUUAACUGUACAGUUGAUGUGCAUUUAUAAUCUUAGGCUUAACAAUAAUUAUAGUGAUCUGUUUGACAUGAACUCAUUAUCUAUGUGUAAGUUGGUUCAAUUGUUAAUUAUAGGGCGUGACUCUGGUAUAACAUUCAUUACUGAACAUAAUUAUGAUGGAUUAACAUUUGAGAAUGAGCUAA